GCCCCGGGAGAAAAAGGAGGAGAAGAAAUGAGUUAGUUGCAGAAUGAUGACAAGGACGAGGAUAGCAAAGUCAAGGAGGCUGUCAACAGUCCCCAUCGGCUUCAUGAUUGUGUUUACUCUUGUCAUGAUUAUUCAAUCACCCGCUUCCUCAUCCAAAAAUACAGCAUUUCUUGGAGCUCUUUUUAUUCACAAACUCGUUGUGGAUGGUUCCUUCCUUCUUCUUGAAUCCAAAUUUUUCUACUACUAAAGAAAUGAUGCAUUUCUGCACUUUGGGAUAUUUUAUUGAAGAGAAAUUUGAUGUAGUGCUGGUGGGGCCCAUCCCCCUCCCACCUAUUCUAAUAAAAAUGUAGUCUUGUCAAUUAUGUCCGUAUUGUAAAACUCUUCCGCUACCAUUCUUCUCUCCGCCUUCAUGUAUCGUAGCACCACCACCUACCCAUCUUUAUCAACUCUCCUCAAAGCCUUGCUCGGUGAGAUCGGAACCAUCGCUACUAUAAGAAGCACCUCAUCCUCCCAGCUUUUUGCUCCUCCCCGUUAUACUCCUGCUCAGCAUCACCGUCACUGUUUCUCUUCUCCAGGUUUAUUGGGAAACUUCCAAGAAAUGACUGGUGACAGUGGCAAGCCCAUCACACGUGUUCUUUUUUGUGGACCACAGUUCCCUGCUUCACAUAAUUAUACAAAAGAGUAUUUGCAAAGCCAUCCAUGCAUAAAGGUUGAUGUGGUCCCGUUAGAUGAUGUGCCGCAUGCUAUUGGAAAUUAUGAUAUUUGUGUUGUAAAAAAUAUGCGGCUGAGUGCAGAUGUCAUUGCUAGAGCAAACAAAUUGAAGCUUAUUAUGCAGUUUGGAGUUGGUCUAGAAGGUGUUGACUUAAAUUCUGCUACAAAACACGGAAUUAAGGUUGCCAGGAUUCCUGGCGAUGCCACUGGAAAUGCAGCUUCAUGUGCUGAAAUGGCCAUAUAUCAGAUGUUGGGUCUCCUUCGCAAGCAGUAUGAAAUGCAAGUUGCCGUGAAGCAGAAAAAACUUGGAGAACCAGUUGGUGACAUGCUGCUUGGAAAAACGAUAUUUAUCAUGGGAUAUGGAAAUAUUGGGAACCACUUGGCAAAGCGCUUGCGGCCUUUUGGUGUGAGCAUACUUGCUACCAAAAGGAGUUGGCCUUCAUCUUCGCAAAGCUCAUGCAAAUCUGACGUGUCAUACAGUGAAAAUGGCACCCAUAAUGAUCUUGUGGAUGAGAAGGGUGGUCACCAAGAUAUUUUAAAGUUCGCAAGGCGCGCUGACAUAGUUGUUUGUUGCUUGGCAAUGAACAGUGAAACAGCUGGCAUUGUUGACAAGGAUUUCAUAUCUUCCAUGAGAAAGGGUGCUCUUCUAAUAAAUAUAGCCCGAGGCGGCCUGCUGGAUUAUGAAGCUGUACUCCAUCAUCUCAAAUCAGGUCACCUGGGAGGGCUAGGGAUUGAUGUUGCAUGGACUGAGCCAUUUGAUCCAGAUGAUGCUAUUUUAAAAUUCCCGAAUGUCAUAAUCACACCUCAUGUUGCUGGAGUUACUGAAUGUUCCUACAGAUUCAUGGCCAAGGUUGUUGGAGAUGUUGCCCUUCAACUCCAUACAGGAACACCGUUCACUGGGGUGGAGAUUGUCAAUUAAGCAGCAAGAUACAGGAUAGUCAUUAUAAACAAUUUGAGUUACAGAAGCUAUGAAGAACAUUUUUCCAUUUUAUCCAUGAUUUGGGCAAAUAAUUCUUGAAUAACACCCUUCGUUCCCGGAAAUAGCUUUUUGUAU
This is a messenger RNA of Sesamum indicum (sesame), 1765 nucleotides long. RefSeq names its product D-isomer specific 2-hydroxyacid dehydrogenase family protein. Gene Ontology annotation, molecular function: phosphoglycerate dehydrogenase activity; NAD binding. The record is from RefSeq and is a predicted model, not a curated record. Lineage: Eukaryota; Viridiplantae; Streptophyta; Magnoliopsida; Lamiales; Pedaliaceae.